AUGUCCAACCUAGAAUAUCGAGAUCGGCCAGAGCCAUCCAACAGUACGGACGACGUGUUUACUCAGGAAAUGAUGGAUUCAUUACCCCAAAUAGAAACUCCCCCACCAAAAGAAGUAUCACUGGAGGCAUACGUAAAACAAGAAGUAGAAAAGGCAAUCAGACAAACGCGCCUUCUAUACCAAUCACAACUCGACGAGGCGCUAGAAGAAGUGAGCGUCUUAGAAAAAAGACUAAAGAAAGCAACACCAUCUCCAGAAAAGGUGGAAAGAAGUAGGACAGCCCUAGAGAAGCCAGAGAACUUCUCAGGAGAUAAGAAAAAGUACCGGGCUUUUAGGGAGUCUUUACUUUUACACUUCGAAGAUGACGCUGUCUAUUUCAAAGACAACAGAAAAAAGAUAAGCUUUGUGCUGUCUUUUAUGAAAGAUGGAGAAGCCGCGGCCUUCCGGACCGACUGGCUGGAAAACAGAGUCGAUGCUCAACAAUUAGGGCCCGACAUCACACAUACAUACGGAAGUUGGCCAUAUUUUGCCGACAAAAUGGAAGAAAGGUUCAAGGACAGCUUUGAAAAAGAAACUGCCAAGAACGAAAUAUUGACCCUGAAACAGGGCAAUGAAACCGCCAAAGCCUUUUUCGAAAGGUUUGAAGAGAAGAAAAGAUGGGCGGGAUAUACAAACAGAAUAAACAAAGAGUUCUUAAUCUCGCUAUUAAGAAGAAACAUGAACAAACCCCUAGUAGACAGGGUGAUCUACGGGGGACAUAUUCCAAGAGACUACCAGGAAUGGAAGAGAGAACUCAUCUGA
This is a messenger RNA of Serpula lacrymans var. lacrymans S7.9, 801 nucleotides long. RefSeq lists its product as uncharacterized. NCBI's taxonomy places the organism in Eukaryota, Fungi, Basidiomycota, Agaricomycetes, Boletales, Serpulaceae. The record is from RefSeq and is a predicted model, not a curated record. Bases 1 to 801 code for a protein of 266 amino acids. The transcript has a single exon.